AUGGAUUCUCCCGAAUCUGUAACUUUACCAACUAUCAAAACGCGAUUUCUGAUUCUCUCUGAUACUCACAGCCGAGAAUUUACUACAGACACAGAGGCAGAUGUUGCAAUCCACUGUGGUGAUCUCACGGAAGGGUCUACAUUGGAGGAAUUCCAUUCCGCUAUCAAACUCCUAACAGAGCUCAAAGCACCCCUCAAGCUUGUCAUUCCAGGAAACCAUGAUUUCACUCUGGAUAUCCCUUUCUUCAAGAAGAGAGUGGAGCUCCAGCUCAAAUAUCUUGAUGCAGCACUAAUCAAGCGAGCAUACGGUGACUUCGGAGAAGCAAGACAGCUUUUUAACAGCGACGCCGCCACAUCAGCAGGCAUCGUAUUCCUUGAGGAAGGAACACAUAGCUUUGACCUCAGAAACGGCGCAUCGCUGACUGUCUUCGCCAGCCCCUUGACACCGUCACAAGGAGGAGGCUGGGCUUUUCAAUAUCCUCUCCGGUCGGGACAUACAUUUGAAAUCAGCAAUACCGUCGACUUGGUCAUGACGCAUGGGCCGCCAAAGGGCAUCCUGGAUCACACGUUAUCAGGUGAUAGUGCGGGCAGCACACUCGUCUUUGAAGCCCUUGCCCGCGCCCGACCACGGCUACACUGUUUCGGGCACAUCCAUGAAGGCUGGGGUGCGAAGCUGGUUACAUGGGCGCCGGCAGAUCAGAUGAGCGCGACCCCAUCAUAUUCCGCUGAUAUCGAUGAAGCGCGGUCUGUUUUGGUGGCAGAUUUGUCGACGCUACGAGGGGGAUCGGGAUUAGAGCAUGAUGGACAACAUAGUCAAGCGGGAAAGGGGGAUAAUGAUUCGGGGAAGCGCUCCGAAACGUAUUAUGCAACCAGUCAUUGUUCUGGAGAUACCCAUUCUGUCGAAGCUGGCUCGCGAACACUCUUUGUAAAUGCAUCCAUCAAGGGUGUGGAUGAGGAUUAUCCAUUACACUUGCCAUGGCUAGUCGAUAUUGAGCUUCCAAAGGCAAGCUUAGGUGGUUCUAGCGAGCUCUCCUGA
Histoplasma capsulatum G186AR is the source of this 1035-nucleotide messenger RNA. RefSeq names its product serine/threonine phosphatase. The transcript has a single exon. The coding region runs from base 1 to 1035 and encodes 344 amino acids. The record is from RefSeq and is a predicted model, not a curated record. Lineage: Eukaryota; Fungi; Ascomycota; Eurotiomycetes; Onygenales; Ajellomycetaceae. Gene Ontology annotation, molecular function: hydrolase activity.